GACUGAUAUCGUCCAAGAGGACGGAUCAGUCCAACCUUGGUCAUUCUUGGCUUACAUGAACGAUACUGUAGUGGCUAUUGUAGAAACAGUUACUAUUAGCGAGCCUAGAGUGACACGAUUCACAACAUGAAGUCGCCGUACCCGACACCGGAAAGUAGCCAGACAAUGAUGUGGACCCCGUCGCCCAAAGCAAGUGUGACGGAUUGGCCUUGUCCCGACACGGACCCACUCACCAGCGACGAAGCUUCCUUCGUGCCGAAUCCGUCACCGUUCGACCCAUUCACGACAGACACCGCAACGACAACGCCCGUCAGUAGCGUCAAGCGCUUGACGGAACGCUUCGAAGCCAUUCUACCGAAACCAGCCACACCGCACACGACCCGCACCCCCUCGCGUUCUAGUGCACCUCCGGCUCCCGUCAAACUCCCCCGACACGCAUACGUUCCCGCACCGGCACCCACCGUCCCCGUCGAAAGCGCACCACAAGACGAGCCGCUGUCCUGGACGCCCGCUCCGUUCCUGGGCGAACCUUCGUUAUACCAUCCCGUGGCGCAGACUCCCGUCACGCCACACAUUCCGGCGUCGCGGGGUGUCCCACCGCCGCCACCACCGCCACCUCCACCCCCGGCUUGGUUCCAACCCAUCCAAGCACCAUCGUCGGUCAGUUCCGUAGCGGUACCAGACGAACCGCCGCAGUUCCGGCAACUCGAAAUGAUUUCCGCACCCGAGGAAGCGCAGUACUACCAGCACGCCACGACGACGGAAUCCGUCGUUGACAGUGUUGCCGAAGAUUCGCAGACGGGUGAUGCGGACAGUCCGAACGAUGACUUUGCACCGGCGGAAUCGACCUUCUUUACCGAAACCUUCGGUUCCGUGUUCGACCGUAUCCCAGAUUCGUCGACGACCUCCGGUGUUUCACAAAUGAUGAAUUCUUUAUGGAAAAAAGAUCGCGUGGGCCUGGCCAACGAAAGCUUUCAGACCGAACUGCAACAGACCCACGGCGACGAGACGGAUCGAAAAGCACGUGUGUCGCCCUCCUCCAAGUCGGUCGGCUUUUCCGAAGCGUCUCCCGAGAUACAUUACGUUGCAUCCAGCGGUACGUCCCUGCGGAGUCUGGAUUCCAAAAAUCGACAAUCGCGACGAAACGUGACCAAAAAGGGUUCCGUGUGGGCGCAAGGGAGUGUAUUCGUUCAGGAAAUGUACGAACAAGUGUUGAAGACCACUACGGCGACCGGUGAGAUAGACGACUCGAUGCCACCGUCUGUGGAGAAGCUGUUGUCGUUCUUUAGUUGUGACCGAGGCACCGUCAAUCACGACAGCAGUAGCAAAUCCACGACCCCCACGGUCCCCCACAGUAUUUCUAAAGAAGACUCCAACACUGAAGCAUCCUUCACGGAUUUAAUUAAAGAGAAACCCACGCCUGCUGCAAAGACUGCUCCCAUUGACUGGCCGCAAGAUUUUGGCUUUGCCUCGGGUUUGUCCGAAGUUAUGCGAAAGAACUCACACGAGGAUACUCCCUAUGACGAGUCGGUGACACCCCGCAAGAACAACACCGCUGAGUUGCUAGAUUUGGAUUGGGCGGUGCCGCCGCCGGCGAACCGCGAUUUUGAACAUCACGACCACUUUUCCGCACGCUCGGAUCCGUUCGUUCCACGGGCGAUCGCGGCGCGCCGCACAUCGUCGGCCCCGGUCAAGACGAAGGAUCCGUUCUGGAAGAACCUGGAGGAUCCCUGUGACUCGCCCACGGAUGUCGUCUCGGGAGAAAUUAACCGAAAAGAUCGCAACGUCGUCCGCGCAAAUCUCGCUACAAAAUUCUCGCCGCCCCCUCCGCUCCCACGCAAUGAAACCCUUUCCGCUUUCGGAAUUGUUGAAAGCUUCUCUGUUCGGAAUAGUUCGGAAGAGACUUACCCGGAUCCAUCCUUUGCCUUGGAUGAUUUCGCCGACGAGGAAGAUUGCUUGUUUGUGAUCCCCCCUCAACUAACCAACAGCCGGAGCUUGCCGCACGUCCGCCGGAAUCACGUGCAUCUUUUGGAACAGGAAGACGACCCGUUUACACGACACAGCAAUCUGCAUCUUUUGGAACAGGAAGAUGCUGAUUACGAAACGCUAUCCUCGGGACCGUCUUUCAGCCCGGCCUUUGUCGACGCCCAAUUCUCAUUCUGAUCGUGACCGGCAUGGCGGCUCCUCAUUUCAGCUUCUUCCAGUUUCUUCCUUGCGUUGGAGAUUGCAGUUUCAGCGAAUAUGUGUAUUCAAAAUACUUUUCGCACACGCCUCUAAUAUUAGCACUGUGCUUUGUUUGUCUUCC
Phaeodactylum tricornutum CCAP 1055/1 is the source of this 2305-nucleotide messenger RNA. RefSeq lists its product with no specific name. Bases 127 to 2163 code for a protein of 678 amino acids. The record is from RefSeq and is a predicted model, not a curated record. Lineage: Eukaryota; Bacillariophyta; Bacillariophyceae; Surirellales; Neidiaceae. The transcript has 3 exons.